Messenger RNA from Cylicocyclus nassatus, 367 nucleotides. Lineage: Eukaryota; Metazoa; Nematoda; Chromadorea; Rhabditida; Strongylidae. The record is from the annotation of a GenBank genome assembly.
CUUGAGAGGACCACAUUUCGAUAAUCGCAUGCGCCAGCGGUCCCCAUGAUAUAUAAUGCCAUGAUUAGGCUUCAUCUCCACUCGAACAACUCUCAUUCUAUCACCAGCAUGAAGGCUGUCUUCGUCUUGCUUGCCCUAGUAAUCAGCGCCUGCUUUGCGCAGAAGUGUACGACGACUAUCGACUGCGGCCCAGGCACCAAAUGUGUUGAUGGGAACUGUAAAGUUCGACCCGAGUGUCCGAUGUACACACCACCUCAACUGAAGCCGGGCUGCAAGCUGGAGACCGUUUUGGACGAAAAGGGAUGCCCUAAGUACAAACAAGUUUGCUAGAAUGUGAAGUAGUUAAUAAAUCUUUGCAAUGAAGCCC